This is a messenger RNA of Fusarium subglutinans, 420 nucleotides long. RefSeq names its product L-PSP endoribonuclease family. Gene Ontology annotation, molecular function: deaminase activity. Gene Ontology annotation, cellular component: cytosol. Bases 1 to 420 code for a protein of 139 amino acids. The transcript is spliced from 2 exons. The record is from RefSeq and is a predicted model, not a curated record. NCBI's taxonomy places the organism in Eukaryota, Fungi, Ascomycota, Sordariomycetes, Hypocreales, Nectriaceae.
AUGUCUCACCUCACCUACACGUCCUACGAAGGCUACGGCGAGCGGGCCAAGAAGGACCUUUGGUACAGCCAAGCCGUCCGUGUUGGAGACAUUAUUGAAUGUUCUGGUCAAGGCGGCUGGGAUCGAGAGACAGAGAAGAUCGACUCGGAUAUCGUGGUUCAAAUAGAGAAAGCCUUCGACAACGUGGAAUGCGCAUUGAAAGCAGCAGGUAGUCGUGGUUGGGAGGAUGUCUUCUUCCUAAGGUCACAUCAUCUGCCUUGCAAUGACGAGGCAAUCCAGACAAUGGUUCGCUGCCUCAAGAAAUAUUGCCCGAAUCACCAGCCCACCUGGACAGCCUUGGGGGUUCCGCGCCUGGCUCGCGAUGAUAUGCUGGUAGAGAUUGAGGUGCGCGCGCAUGUUCCCAAAGACCGGGACGAGUAG